Miniopterus natalensis is the source of this 4125-nucleotide messenger RNA. The record is from RefSeq and is a predicted model, not a curated record. Lineage: Eukaryota; Metazoa; Chordata; Mammalia; Chiroptera; Miniopteridae.
CAGACAGCUGCCAGCCAGGCAUGCCGAGCCCGCGGCCCUGAGGCCACUGUCCAUCAUGAAGGACCCGAUGGAGGUGGCCGCCGAAGAGCCCGCCUCAAAGGAGAGGGUGACGGCAGGGCCCUUGGGCGGCAGUGAUGGUGACAAGGUCCAGAGAGUGGCUGGGAGCGCGUCGGUCGGCUGGACACGAGCAAGACCUGAGGAGGCCCAAGCUCCGGGCAGAGACGGUGCUGCUCCAUCCCCGGGCAUCUCAAAACGACGGGCCUCCGGGGCCCUUCCUGGCCAGAGGGGACCAUAUCCCACAGACCUGACCCUGCAGCUGCUGGCCGUGCGGAGGAAGAGCGGGCUGCCAGACCCCGGGCUGCAGCAAGCCCUGCGCGCCCGGCUCCGCCUGUUGGAGACCGACAGCUGGGAGGUGGCCCGCACUCUCGGGGAGCUGUCAGCCAGGCUGCUGUCUAUCCACAGUGACCAGGAUCGGAUCUUGGUGACCUUCAAGACUUUCGAAGAAAUCUGGAAGUUUUCCACCUACCAUGCCCUUGGCUUCACGCACCACUGCCUGGAAAACCUGCUCGUGGACCAGGCCUUCUGGCUGCUUUCACCCAGUGAGGACCAGACGGCCAUCCAGGUCCACGUGGACGAAGAGGCCUUGAGGCUGACCCACGAGAGCCUGCUCAUCCAGGAAGGGCCCUUCUUUGUCCUGUGCCCUGACCACCACGUGAGAGCGACGACUGUCCCCCAGGGUGCAGGGUGGGACCCCCAGCCCCUCAGGCGGGCUUCAGGGACACCCCAAGGAGAAGCAGCUCCGGCCUUGGACUCCUCGGCGCCCAGCCUCAGCUCCUGCUCCGAGGAGGCGGCGGCAGGGGAAGCAGCAGAACCUCUGAUCCCGUUUCAUCAAUGGGCUCUCAGGGUCCCCUGGGACCCCUUCGACGACUCUGUGGGUGGACCUGUGGCGCCAGACAUUCAGCUGAUGGCCAUGGGCCUGGCCUCCGCGCUGGCAGACUACCAGGGCUUGGGGCCCGAGGAGAUGACCUUCUGCAGUGGCGACCUCAUCGAGAUCCUGGGCGCCCGGGUGCCCGGCCUGCCCUGGUUCCUGGGCCAGCACACGUCCUCGGGCCAGGUCGGGUUUGUGCGGACGAGUCUUGUCAGCGUGCAGGGCCACGCGUCUGAGUUGGACAGCGUGAUUUUUCUCGCUGAGGAAGAGCGGUCCUUCUUCAGCCGGGAGGGCCGCUUCUCCGAGGAGGGCGCCAGGCAGCUGCUCAGGAGGAUGUCGGGCGCGGACAUCUGCUCGGCCUACAGCCUGGACAGACUAGGGGAAGCUGAGGCUGAGCAGCCAGAAGGACAAGAAAUGCCUCCACCUGGCCUGCACCCAGAGCCGCAUGAGACCCUGCAGAAGGUGAAGGACAUUCUACAGCAAUGUAAGUCCUGCCACAGCUGCCCCGAGGAGCCAGUGUCCUGGGGUCUCCACACAGUGUCCAGCAGUGUGAGCUCACCGGCCACCGAGGAGCCUUCCUUCUCCCUGGACGUGGAGGACGACUGGGCGGACCCGGAGGCCCUGGGCCCCCUGCUGCGGUUCCUAGACAGUCCCGGGUACGAGGCCAGCUUCCGUGGCCUGUACGACCUCUCCCUGCCAGGGCUCAGCACCCUGUUCUGUGGCUUCACCGACGAGGAGGAGCUGGCCGGGUGCCUGGCGCAGGCCCGGGGGGUGGCCAAGAAGGCGGACCGCCCCAUGGCCCUGGCCAGGCUCUGCUUCCUCCUGGGGCGGCUGUGCGUGCGGAGACUCAAGCUGUCCCAGGCCCGGGUGUACUUCGAGGAGGCCCUAGGGGCUCUGGGGGGCCACUUCGGCGACCUCUUCCUGGUAGUAGCCCUGUAUGCCAACCUGGCCACCAUCCACCUGAAGCAGAAGAACAGGGAGAAGUGUGGGCAGGUGGUGCCCAAAGCCUGCGCCCUGCUCCUGGGGUCGCCCGGCCAGGUCUGUGGCACGGAGGCCGAGGCGGAGCUCCUGAGGCACGCUCUGCGGAGGGCCAUCGGGGCCCGGAGUCCGCAGGCCGAGGCGCGCGCCUGCUUCCUGCUGGCCAAGCACCAGGUCCGCCUCAAGCAGCCCGAGGCCGCCCUGCCCUUCCUGGAGAGGCUGCUGCUCUUGCACAGGGCCUUGGGGCGCCCGGACGCUGUGUGGCCCGCAGACUGCUACCUGCUCCUGGCAGAUGUCUACAGCAGGAAGUGCCUGCCUCACCUGGCGCUCAGCUGCACCAAGGUGGCCUCGCUGCAGACUCGGGGCUCGCUGGCCACCUCCCUCAGGAGCGUGGACCUGGUCCUGCAGAACGCACCCCAGCCCCACCGCCUCCCCUCCCAGAUCGCUCACUACCUCAGGCAAGCGCUGGCCUCCCUGGCCCCAGGCACGAGGCUGGCAUGGCGCGGUCCCCUCUAUGCCAGCCUGGCCCAGCUGCACAGCCACCACCGGCAGCACGGCCGGGCCAUCUCCUUCAUGAUGCGGGCAGUGGAAGCCGACGCUGAGAUGGGCAGCCGCCUGGUUGUGGACCACCUGGUGGCCCUCGCCUGGCUGCACAUGCUACACAGACAGAGCCCGGUGGCCGUGGACAUCCUGCAGUCUGUCCUGGAUGCAGCGGUGGCCACUGUGGACCAGGAGGGAGUGAUCGCCAACAUGAUCGCCAUCGCCCUGAAGAGGACGGGCAGGACCCGGCAGGCGGCCGAGGGCUAUUACCGCGCCCUGAGCAUCGCCAAGGGCCUGGGCCAGCUGCAGAACCAGGCAGUGGUCCUGGCCAACUUCGGGGCCCUGUGCCUGCAGGCGGGGGCCAGGGGGCUGGCCCAGCACUACCUCCUGGAGGCCGUGAAGCUGUUCUCUCGGCUGCCCAGCGGCGAGUGUGGCCAGGACUUCACGCAGGUGCUCCUGCAGCUGGGUCACCUGUACACCCUCCAGGCCCUGGCCCAGCAGGGCAAGUGCUAUUACGAGUGGGCCUUUCUGGUCGCCGUGGAGAUGAACCACUUGGAGAGCCAGCUGCGAGCCGUCCAGCGGCUGUGCCACUUCUACAGCACGGUCAGGCCCAGGAAGGCCCAGUGCGUGGUCUACCAUGAGUUCCAGCUCUCGCUGGCCCGAAGAGUGGCCGACAAGGCGCUGGAGGGGCAGCUCCUGGAGACCAUCAGCCAGCUCUACCUUUCCCUGGGCACUGAGCGGGCCUACAAAUCAGCGCUGGACUACACCAAGCGCAGCCUGGGGAUCUUCAUCGACCUCCAGCAGAAGGAGAAGGAAGCCUACGCCUGGCUGCAGGCCGGGAGGAUCUAUUACCUCCUCCAGCAGAGGGAGCUGGUGGACCUGUACAUCCAGGUGGCACAGAAUGCAGCCCUGUACACAGGGGACCCCAACCUGGGGCUGGAGCUGUUCGAGGCAGCCGGAGACAUCUUCUUCAACGGGGCGUGGGAGCGGGAGAAAGCUGUGUCCUUCUACAGGGACCGGGCGCUGCCCCUGACGGUGACCACAGGGAACAAGGAGGCGGAGCUUCGUCUGUGCAACAAGCUGGUGGCGCUGCUGGCAGAGCUGGGCAUGCGGCAGGAGGGCCUGGAGUUCGCCCACAUGGCCCUGGCGCUCAGCAUCACCCUGGGGGACCGUCUGAACGAGCGGGUGGCCUACCACCGGCUGGCCGCCCUGCACCACCAGCUGGGCCACGGGGAGCUGGCGGAGCACUUCUACCUCAAGGCGCUCUCGCUCUGCAGCUCGCCGCUGGAGUUCGACGAGGAGACGCUGUACUACAUGAAGGUGUACCUGGUGCUUGGGGACAUCAUCUUCUACGACCUGAAGGACCCGUUCGACGCGGCCGGGUACUAUCAGCUGGCACUGGCGGCAGCCGUGGACCUGGGCAACAAAAAGGCGCAGAUGAAAAUCUACACGCGCCUGGCCACCAUCUACCACCACUUCCUGCUGGACCGCGAGAAGUCCCUCUUCUUCUACCAGAAGGCCAGGACCUUCGCUUCCGAGCUCAACAUCCGCAGGAUCAGCCUGGCCCCCCAGCGGAGCUGGGGACGGGCACCCUGGCUGGCCUCGGGCCACCCGCCCUGAGGGCCUGUCCUUGGGGAGUGGGUCCUGGUGGCUCACUUUCUGGGAAAUAAAGGAAGGGG